Molecule: messenger RNA, 4500 nt
Organism: Vitrella brassicaformis
Lineage: Eukaryota; Vitrellaceae
Source: the annotation of a GenBank genome assembly
CAGUACGUAGCCUAUCUCCCACUGAUGUGUUGUUCACACUUGUGGUGCGUGUCAACCGUUGGUUGAGGCGAGACGCUCAUUGCCGAUCGAAAGAGAGGACCAUGUGAUUUAGGCAGACACACAGACAUGCAUACAGACAGGCCCUUGCUUCCGAAACUUGCCCGAAGGACUGAUGCGGGUAUCGUUGGCGCGCCGAGAGCACAUCACAUCACAUCACAUCACAGGGGCGUGCACUGCAUGCGUCCACAAAUACUGACUGAUCAUGAAACAAACGGAUCCCUCAACACAGUCGAAAAAUCUCAAAGACACAUCCAUCCAUCCAGCACUCAGCACUCGACCCUCAGGCCCUCUCUCUCGCGUAUGUUUGCAAACAGGCACGCAGGCUGGCAGGCAGGCAGUAAGGCAGUCAGGGGGGAAAGGAAAAAUGUCAAAAGGCGAGACUGAUCGGAGAACUAGGCAGGUCCUAGCCAUAGCUAGACAGACAGACAGACAGACAGUAGCAACCAAGGGGUACGUCGGUUGGCGGAUAUCCAUCCCCCCUCUCCCCCUCUCUCUCUGCGAUGCUGCGAUGUGGCCCGUGUGUCCGUCCUCUCCUCUCAUCCGAUCUCGUCCAACCUCCUCCCCCUCCCUACAGCAGUCAGUAAGUGAAAGAGCCAGGCAAAACUGUGAGCAUCCUCAGCAGCAGCAGCACCAGAGAGUUGGUGGGGUGGGGUGGGGUGGGCGGGCCACUCAGGAAGGGGCUAUCUAUGCUAUGUACAAGGCUAGAUGGAUGGAUGAAUGGAUGGAUGGACGGAAGGCAGGCAGGCAGGCAGGCAGGCAGAGAGCCUGGCCUGGCCGAAGAGGGGAAAAACAAGCGGCCAGGCCGGCCGGGCUAUGCUAUGCUAUUCCAUGCUGCCCUUGACGAUUGCACCACAGCCGGCUCAGCAACCACAUUCCCAGCCUCAGCCUCGCUCUGGUCAUCAGCAGUAUCAGCGGUGUGGUGGUGUGUGUCGUGUGUGGCCGCGGUGUGGUGUCGGUCGAUGCUGGCUGAGGGCAGCAAGAGGUGGUCGGUGCCCGUGGUGCUGUACAUCUCGUCUAACAAACUGGCGUACUGCUCGCUUAUCACGUGACGCUUCGUCUUGAAUGUCGGCGUGAGCUGCAGGUUGUCGACGGUGAAGGGCUCGAGCACUACACGGAACGACUUGACGCGCUCGUGGUCAGGCCGUGCAUCGUCAGCGUUGAGGUGUUGCAUCAUCACCUGCAGUCAGGGAGGGGAAAUGGAUGGAUCCAACCGGUCCGAUGUGUGUCUGCCGAUUGUGUGUGGCCCACCUUCCUACCUCAUUGAAUGCUGGCCGUGACUGCAGGUCCAUGGCCAUCUGCCUGAGGCCCUCAGCGUCCCUCUGCUCGCGCAUCAAGCGGAUGCGGUCGCCCUCGUCCUGCACACACAUACACACACACGCGGCACACGCAGGAACCUCACCUCCGUGUGUAUGUCGUCUUGCUUACGGGCGUGAUGAGGUCGUCGGCCUCCAGGCCCUCAACAUUGGGCACGACUAAGGCACCGAGGAACUUCUCGUCCUGUCCCGAGAGCAGGAUCUGUUCGACGAGUGGCGAAGUGAGGCACUGCUUCUCGAUGUCCUCGGCAUAGACAUUCUUGCCGUUGCUCAGAACGAUCGUGUCCUUGGCUCGACCAACAAACAGCAAACUGCCUGAGCAAUCCAUCACAAUGGACAGACACCCAAUGAAUGCAAUCAUACCGACAUACCGCUUUCCGCUCUCUCUGAGGCUGCUGACCGUCGGGCAGUAUUCUGCCGAGAUCGCCUGUGUCAAGGAAGCCACCAUCGUCGAUCGCCUGGCACACACACACGUGUCAGGAUGUGCCGAUGCGGGUGUGUGCGUCCGUGUGUGUGAGCGAUAUGAUAGGUUACCCUCUUGGUGGCCGGUUCGUCUUGAUAGUAGCCGUGCAUGACUUGCGGCCCCCGGAAUUGCACCCUGCCGAUCUCGCCCGUCGGCACUUCCACGCCCCUCUCGUCUACAGCACGCAUCUCUGUGCAUGCCACAAUCGGCCCGAUCGCCCCACGCCGUCGAGUUUUAAGUGAUCCAACCACCACCACGGGUGAGGUCUCCGUCAGCCCAUAGCCCUGCACUAGUGGGAAGCCCAGCAGACGCGCCGUGUCCUGGCAGACCACAUAAACGAAUCAGUAGAGACAGUUAAGCACGGGUACGGUGGGUAACAGUGUGAGUGUGUGUGGCUACCUACCUCUGUCUGCAGGCUGAGUGCCGCCCCGCCCGACGUGACGAUCCGCAGCCGAGGGGCGAGUCGCCUCCGGAGCUUGUUCCAGAGGAGAGGGUAGGCCAGCAGCCGAAGAAAGGCUUUCCACACCAGCACCACACUCCUAGCCGACCCUGUGGGCUCUUCGUCGGCCUCAGAUCCGCCUGAAACAAAGGAAUAUCGGUGCAGCAGCGAGGGACUCCUGUGGGGUCGGUCUUACUGCGGAGGUAUGUUGGUGGUGGCUCGGUGGAGGCCCACCGAAGGGCUUUGAUGAGCCUGAGAAGACCGAAGGAAUGCGCGAAGGCAUCUGCUGCCACACAUGAUCCAAACUUCUUCCUCUGUGGUUGCCCAUCACACCUUCUCUUGAUGCCCUUGGACUCGUUGAGCUUCCUCUCCACACUCUGAUCGGUCAAUGCACACGUGCGUCAGGCCAGGCAGUGCUCGUGAUGUCGCCUCACUCUGCUGUGCUCGCCUGUUGGAUGGCCUGAAUCAGCCGUGGCACAAGAGCCAUAUGGUGCGGGCGCACCCGCACAAGAUCCUCAACGAAGUGCCGCCGAUCAGUAUAGUGCAUCUCCACACCACGAGCCAACCUGAACCAACCCCCCCCACCCCACCCACACACACACACGCACAUCGAUGCACCUGAAUGUGUUCUCCCGCAGCUUUUUCCCCUACAUCCACAGCUGCAGACUGACAGAACAACGAGACCAGACAACACACACUCAUGGCAAUCUCUCGACCAGCAAUGCGGUCCCCCCUUUUGCCAUCCCACGCACGCUUUCGAGUAGAUGUGCCACGGCGGCAGGAUCGAGAGCAGGAUCUCCCCCGACCGGGGAUUGUCGCUCCUGGGCCCCCUCCUGAACAGAGCACGCCAGCCACGCCUCUUGGUGAGGUACGGUGGUGUGCGGUUGUGGUCGUCGACGGUGAUGGCGUAGAUCUGGUGCAGCAGGUUGCCGUGUGUGAGCAUGACGCCCUUGGGAAUGCCCGCCGUGCCCGACGUGUACAUGAUGGUCGCGAUGUCCUCAGGCGAGACCGAGGGAGGGUCGAAGGAGGGGGACCCUGGCAGCACAUCGAUGACAUACAAACAUGUAUUGUCACACAUAGUCGCCAUGCGUCAGUCAGUCGGUCAGUCAGAGUGUUGGUGCAUCUGUCUCACGUGUGUUGGCGAGCUUGUCGAAUUGAUAGGCAGGCGUCAUUCCAGCCAUGAGAUACCCACUCCCCUCCAGCACCACAAUGAACUUGAGCCUUUCCAGAGCGCCCCCCGCCCCCAGCCUCCCCAGCAGCGCCUUGGCGUCCUCCGCGGUCUCCGCCACCAGACCCACGCUGUCCGAAUGCUCAAACACGUACUUUUGCUCAUCGGGCGGCGACGUCAGGCCGCGUGGGACCGAGGCUCCCCCAGCCUUCAUGAUGGCCUGGCUGGCGACCAGCCAUCGAUGGGAGUCCUCGGCCAGCAGCAUGACUUUAUCGCCUUUAUCGAGCCCCAGCUGCUGCAACGCGCCGGCGAGGUUGUUGACCAUGUCACGCGUCUGUGUGAACGUGAGGUUGGUGGGCGGCUCAUGGUAGGGGUCGACGAGCAGCGUCCUCUCGCCGUAUUGGGAGGCCAACACCUCCCACAACUCUGGCACGGAAGAGAGAAAGGGCUGCAGAACAUACCGACAGACAGGCACACCAGAAAGGUGUGCGCGGCCGUGAUGGACGUGACAGGUUCACUCACAUCCUCACCAGUGUGGGGUGCUCCGGCAGCUCAUUCGGGUCAUACUGUGGCCGUUUUCGAUUCAGCACAUGAUACAGCACCGCCUGACUCGCAAGUGCCGUGGCAUGGUCAGAUCUACGCACACGCGUAGGGCCGAACAGACGCUCCAAUGCAGCUCUCCUCUGCAGCUGAUCAGAUCGCCACGCGGAAGAAGAAGUGGGAGGGGCGAUGGGGGAGGGGCUGAAGGCGGCCGCUGACGAGCAGCAGAUCAGGAGGGCCAGCAGGCGCCAUGCUAUGUGUAGAUGCAUGGUGGCCCGGCUGACAAAGCCUUCAAAUAAAGUGGCCGCCUCACGCCGCCUUCAGUGGCCUGCAGGCCCUCGACAUCCACAUGACGCACAAAACGCCGCAGCAGGAGGCCUGCCAGACCAACACACAUACACACCUGCCUCAAGUGGACACCACAGGAUGGAGUGCAUCGAAUGUCUUUUUGCAUACCUUUUGGCCUCUGUCAGGUCCCUCCAACGAAGCAAGAUAGAAGGGAAUGCUAUAAGGGAGA